AAAUAAUCAAGCAUCGCCAAAACUCAGAAACAAGGAAGCGAUAUCUUCCUUUUUACGUUAGUCAUUAACAGUUUUUCCUUUGUUUAUCUUGACCUUAUCCUCCCCAAAUGUAUAUUCCCUGCACUCCUUAAAAAGCUUAUAUAAAAUUAUUCUCAAUGGUGAAGUUGGCUAGAUGAAGGGGAGUGACUCCAGCGACGAAGAGCCUAGUGAGACAACUCGCCUCAUGGCUUCCCAACAACAGGACACGACAGUGGUAGAGACGCGGCCGGUCAGGGGUAGCAGCGAAGGAACCGAAGUAAGGGAACGCAGAUCAAAUCAACGAAGACCCAGUAGCUCGGGAACGGUGGAUGAAGAGGAGGAGGAGACUCUUCAAUAUGGCGCGAAACAUGUCAUCAUGUUGUUCGUACCUGUCACGUUGUGUAUGGUCGUUGUUGUGGCCACAGUCAGCUCAGUGUCCUUCUAUACGCAAAAAGGAGCUUAUCUUGUCUACACACCAUUCCAUGAUGCUGACUUGCCGGACACUGACACUGGAACAAAGGUCUGGCAGUCAUUGGCCAAUGCUGGUAUUCUAUUGGGGGUCGUCAUAGUGAUGACAAUCUUUCUGCUAGUCCUCUACAAAUACCGUUGCUACAAGGUAAUCCAUGGCUGGCUGAUCGUGUCAUCGCUCUUAUUGCUGUUCUUGUUCUCGUACCUGUAUCUGGGGGCUGUACUACAGGCCUACAAUGUCCCCAUGGACUACAUCACAGUGGCCCUUCUAAUGUGGAACUUCGGGGUUCUCGGCAUGAUGUGUAUACACUGGAAGGGGCCAUUACUCUUACAGCAGGGAUACCUGAUCACAAUAUGUGCGCUAAUGUCCCUUGUUUUCAUCAAGUACCUGCCAGACUGGACUCUCUGGGUUGUGCUUGCUGUUAUGGUGAUAUGGGAUUUAGUGGCAGUUUUGUGCCCAAAGGGCCCACUGAGAAUGCUGGUGGAAACUGCACAGGAACGAAGGGAGCCAAUCUUUCCCGCUCUCAUUUACUCAUCCACAAUAAUGUGGCAGACAGUGACAGCUGCAGAUGGGGAUAAACCAAAUGGGGAUAAACCAGAUGGGAAAAAGAAAACUCGUUCGUCCGAGGAUAACGACGCUGUGUUCGAAAACUCAGUUGACACUGAAGAAAAUAAUGGAGCAGAUGGCGACGAUGAUGGAUUCGCGAGCCCAACACGUGUACCCAGGACCCGCAAUCGUGAGGCCAUGUCCGCAAGCUUAGACUCUGCCCAUGCCCGUUCAGCCGUUAACGCGCUUGGAACAAAUGAGGGGAGGGGUCAGAGGACACGACCCCAGGUUGACGAUGGCGACGAAGAAGAACAAGAAGAGAGGGGUAUCAAACUGGGUCUUGGAGACUUUAUAUUCUACGGGGUUCUGGUUGGCAAGGCAUCGUCGUACGGUGAUUGGAACACAACACUGGCAUGCUUUGUUGCCAUUCUCAUUGGUCUCUGUUUCACGCUUCUGCUGCUGGCGAUAUUCAGGAAGGCCCUUCCUGCUCUUCCUAUCUCUAUCACAUUUGGCCUGGUGUUCAACUUCGCAACUAGUGAACUGGUUCAGCCCUUCAUGGACAAAUUGGCUGGCGACCAGAUUUAUCUAUGAGAUUGCCUGCGGUGAAUGGGAUCUUAAGCUGGACAAAAAUGAGCAGCGUUAAAGUGUUGAGUUGAGUUGAGUUGUGAUGGGAAAUAUAAAUUUGUCUCCACAUCAUCGAAAGUUCCAAAUACACGACAGUGCUUACUUAGGCCACAAUUUAUGAAUAGUUUGUUUGGUGUUUCCAAACUUACUCACAGGAAAAACUUUAGCCUACUUUUUUUUGGCUUCUCUUAUAUUUAAAAAUAAAUAAAUCAUGGAAUUAAGGGGAUAGGAAAUGACAGGAGCCACAAAAAAACUUCCUACCUACCCACACCUGAAAACAGGGGUAGGGGAACGGGAAACAAUCUAUGGUAUAUAUUGUUGCCUUAAUUUGUAGUUAUUAAAUGUGUGUGAUGUUACACAGAAUAAUGUGAUUUGGCGCUCCUUCAACUUGGAUAGGACAUACAAGUGUGACUGACUUUAUUUCUAUAAAUAUGACAGUGCAAUGUUUUGAAUAUGAAUAUGCUAACUGUUGCCAUGGAUACGCCUAAAUUUUUAUUUUAAUCUACACUUUUGAAAAUGUAUGAUUAUGCAUUGAGACUUGUUAAGCAAGCUGGUAUAUUGGUGAAUUAUUUAAUGAUUUUUUAUUGUACCUAUUUUGUAAUUGCUUCUUCAAAGCGUCAUAAUAUACAAUAGGGCCCAUUGUUCAGAACUUAGUUAAAGUUAACAACGUUGUUAACUUCAUUGUUUUUUACUUUCAAAUUGGUACUUCUCCGGAAGUUUAAUAGUUACACUUGUGAUAUGCUGUUAAUUAAGGAGGAAUUAAAAGAACUGUUUUAGCUGUACUUUAUACUAACAGUUUUGAGCUCAACAUAAAAGAAUCAUGUUUAAAAGUUAACAAAAACAUCCCUGAACAAUUGACCUAUUGUGUGUAUAAUUAUACAUAUAUGUAUUUGAUCAUAUUUUUAUCAAUGAACGUCUAACAGAAAAAAGCAUCCCAGGUUAAAUGAAUGUCUAACAAAAAAAAGCAUCCCAGGUUAAAUUUCAAAUAAAAAAACUUGAUUUUUGGGACCAUUUUCUCCAUGCAUGUAUUGUAUUAUCACUUUUUUUAAAUCAUUAUUUCCGCUUAACGUUAUGGAAGUUUAUUUUUGAUGUUUGACUUUUUUAACAUGAAAUUGAGUCCCUUAAGGAUAAAAAAAUUGUGGUCAAUCAUGAAUUCCAUUCCAUGACAGUUUGUCACUUAUACAAUUCAAAACCUAAUAAAAAGGGAAAAAUAAA
Molecule: messenger RNA, 2872 nt
Organism: Mya arenaria
Lineage: Eukaryota; Metazoa; Mollusca; Bivalvia; Myida; Myidae
Product: presenilin-1-like
Exons: 11
Coding region: 173-1624 (483 amino acids)
Biological process (GO): amyloid precursor protein catabolic process; membrane protein ectodomain proteolysis; amyloid-beta metabolic process
Cellular component (GO): neuronal cell body; lysosomal membrane; ciliary rootlet
Molecular function (GO): aspartic endopeptidase activity, intramembrane cleaving
Source: RefSeq, a predicted model, not a curated record